CACUCAACCACUUCUCACUUUCCCCCAAUUUCUCUAAUUAGGGUUUAUACUGUUCUCACUUUGACUUUUGCAGAUCUUCACUAUUUCACCUCCACACAUGUUAAUUCGCAUCAACCAUAACAAUCCAGAUUGCAAAUUAUCACUCACGUGAUUUCGGAAUCUGAUAAAUCCAUCAAUUUCGGUGAGGAAUAGAAGAAGAUAUUUUGUGAUUCGCUUACAAUCAGUAUGCCGUUUAGUUGGAAGACCAAGAAGAAGACGAGACGUAAUCGAUUCUCGCAAUUGGUGGCUGAUCAUCUUCAGUCACCGAAACGCGGUGGUUCUCUGGUGGUGGAAACCGGUUUUCCGACUUCUUUGAUUGAUCUUUACGUUAGGAAUCGCGGUAGAUUUCGGAAGAAACAGAGGGAUGAUGAUUCACCAUCACCGUCGUCACCAUCAUCACAUACCUCAAGUUUGAUGGUAGAUUCAAGUAAUGUGUGUUCAUCCUUGUCGUUAUAUCCGUUGGUAGAUUCGAAUAUUAUUUCGUCUGCUGGUUUGGAUCAUAGGGGAACUGAUGAAAUUAUCGAAGAGGAUGUAGUUGUUGGAGGUAGUAUGGUUGUGAGCGAAACUGAAAUUACAAGUUGUACUAAAACUGAAGUAGAAAUGGCAAAACUGAAUCCUGUGUCGGUGGUUAUGUUGAUGGUUUUGUUUAUCAUGGUGUUGGUGUUAGGAACGAAGAGGUUUACUAUUGGGAUUACAAUGUCUGCUUUCCUGUUGCUGUUACUCGAAUUGGUGGGGAAAUUGUUGUUGCGGAGAUGGAGUAAAUUGAGUUUUCAUGAAAUCGAGAAUAUCAAAAGUUCAAAAGAGAAUAGAAGCCGUGGUGUUUGUAGUCAAGUGUUGGAGAUUGAAGAGGAAGUAGAAUCAAAGCAGGAGGUUAGAUCGGAAAAAGAAUUAGAUGAAGCAAGAAGUGAAGUUUUGAUGGAGAUUAAGCACAAGAGUUCUCGAAGAGCUGCGAUGAAAUCUAAGAUGAAGAAACUUGUACCCAAGAAGCUUCGUAAGUCUUCCAUGGGUACAAAAGACGAAAUAUCUUAUCGGGUUUUUGAAGAAGAAACAGUGAAAUCUGCACAGGAUCAUAAGACGUUAGUUUUUUCUAGCGAAUGCUCAGAUUCAAAAGGCGAGACCUUGCGUAUCUUGAAGCAAAAUCAGGACAAGAUUGUAGAGAUAGAAGGGAGAUCUUUAUCACCAGCUUUGUCAAGUGAAAUUGACUGCAAUGGUAAGGAAUUAGGAAGGGAAUUACAUCAGAAUUCCGGGUUUUUGGUUCUGUGCUUAAUUGUUCUGGUUGGACUGAUUGGAGGACGCGCUUUGGCAGUCGCACUUGCAUUAUCUUGGUGCUUGAUUGUGAAGAAGUUGCAAUGGAGAAAUGUAAAGUUUCCCAUCUCCUAACUUAGAUUUGUUGUUUACAAUCUGUUUUGUUGUUUUUGUGUCUCAAUCUUGUUGUUCCUUACUUGUGCACAACUUUAUUUAAGCAAUAGAAAAAAGUAUACAUGUACCAUA
Molecule: messenger RNA, 1530 nt
Organism: Helianthus annuus (common sunflower)
Lineage: Eukaryota; Viridiplantae; Streptophyta; Magnoliopsida; Asterales; Asteraceae
Exons: 2
Coding region: 226-1419 (397 amino acids)
Source: RefSeq, a predicted model, not a curated record